Molecule: messenger RNA, 2008 nt
Organism: Pteropus alecto (black flying fox)
Lineage: Eukaryota; Metazoa; Chordata; Mammalia; Chiroptera; Pteropodidae
Gene: ATIC
Product: 5-aminoimidazole-4-carboxamide ribonucleotide formyltransferase/IMP cyclohydrolase
Exons: 16
Coding region: 126-1904 (592 amino acids)
Biological process (GO): 'de novo' IMP biosynthetic process
Cellular component (GO): cytosol
Molecular function (GO): IMP cyclohydrolase activity; phosphoribosylaminoimidazolecarboxamide formyltransferase activity
Source: RefSeq, a predicted model, not a curated record
ACCCAUCAGGUGCCCUCCGGGGCCGCUCACCCAGCUUCCGGGAGCGAGAUCCUCUCGGCCGGAGCACCUCCCUCUGCACGUGGCGUGGCCGCUGCUGACCCAGCUCAGACUCGCUGCUAGCAGCCAUGGCACCCGGCCAGCUCGCUUUGUUUAGUGUCUCUGACAAAACCGGCCUUGUGGAAUUUGCCAAAAACUUGACUUCCUUUGGUUUGAAUCUGAUAGCUUCUGGAGGGACUGCAAAAGCUCUCAGGGAUGCUGGUCUGGCAGUCAGAGAUGUCUCUGAGCUGACAGGAUUUCCUGAAAUGUUAGGGGGACGUGUGAAAACUCUGCAUCCUGCAGUCCACGCUGGUAUCUUGGCUCGUAAUAUCCCAGAAGAUAAUGCUGACAUGGCCAGACUUGAUUUCAAUCUUAUAAGAGUUGUUGUUUGUAAUCUGUAUCCCUUUGUGAAGACAGUGGCUUUUCCAGAUGUAACUGUUGAAGAGGCUGUUGAGCAAAUUGAUAUUGGUGGAGUAACCUUGCUGAGAGCAGCAGCCAAAAACCACGCUCGAGUGACAGUAGUGUGUGAACCAGAGGACUAUGCAGCCGUGUCCACAGAGAUGCAGAGCUCGGACAGUAAAGACACCUCCCUGGAGACUAGACGCCAGUUAGCCUUGAAGGCUUUCACUCACACGGCACAGUAUGAUGAAGCAAUUUCAGAUUACUUCAGGAAACAGUAUAGUAAAGGAAUAUCUCAGAUGCCCUUGAGGUAUGGAAUGAACCCACAUCAAACUCCUGCCCAGUUAUACACACUGAAGCCCAAGCUUCCCAUUACAGUUCUAAAUGGAGCCCCUGGAUUUAUAAACUUGUGUGAUGCUUUGAAUGCCUGGCAGCUGGUGAAGGAACUCAAGGAAGCUUUAGGCAUCCCAGCUGCUGCCUCUUUCAAGCACGUCAGCCCAGCAGGUGCUGCUGUUGGAAUCCCACUUAGUGAAGACGAGGCCAAAGUCUGCAUGGUCCAUGACAUGUACAGGACCCUGACACCCGUAUCAACUGCAUAUGCAAGAGCGAGAGGGGCCGAUAGGAUGUCUUCAUUUGGUGACUUUGUUGCAUUAUCUGAUAUAUGCGACGUCCCUACUGCCAAAAUUAUCUCCAGAGAGGUAUCUGAUGGUAUUGUUGCCCCAGGAUAUGAAGAAGAAGCUUUGAAAAUUCUUUCUAAAAAGAAAAAUGGGAACUACUGUGUUCUUCAGAUGGACCAGUCUUACAACCCCGAUGAGAAUGAAGUUCGAACUCUCUUUGGUCUUCGUUUAAGCCAGAAGAGAAAUACUGGUGUCAUAGACAAGUCAUUAUUUAGCAAUGUUGUUACCAAGAAUAAAGAUUUGCCGGAAUCUGCGCUCAGAGAUCUCAUUGUGGCCACCAUUGCUGUCAAGUACACUCAGUCUAACUCAGUGUGCUAUGCCAAGAACGGUCAGGUCAUUGGCAUUGGAGCAGGACAGCAGUCUCGGAUACACUGCACACGCCUUGCAGGAGAUAAGGCGAACUUUUGGUGGCUUAGACAUCACCCACGAGUACUCUCAAUGAAGUUUAAAACCGGAGUGAAGAGAGCAGAAAUCUCCAAUGCCAUCGAUCAGUAUGUUACUGGGACCAUUGGCGAGGAUGAAGAUUUAGUAAAGUGGAAGGCACUGUUUGAGGAAGUUCCUGAAUUACUAACUGAGGCAGAGAAGAAGGAAUGGAUUGGCAAACUCAGUGAAGUUUCUAUCAGUUCCGAUGCCUUCUUUCCUUUCAGGGAUAACGUAGACAGAGCUAAAAGGGGUGGCGUGGCGUACAUUGCUGCUCCUUCCGGUUCUGCUGCUGAUGCCAUUGUGACCGAGGCUUGCAAUGAACUGGGAAUAAUCCUCGCUCAUACAAAUCUUCGUCUCUUUCAUCACUGACUUCAUCACAUUAUUUUAAGGUUUGCUUAUGUGUAGGUGAAAACUCAUGUAGGAAAUUUUGAAAAUACUUAUUAAAAAAUAAAAUAUGAAGUCUUAAUCUUGGA